CACGCAACAGAUCAUCCAAUCUACUUGAGUCCACCCUUCAGCAUGUCGCUCGAAAAUCUCACAUUGGAAGACAACGAUGGAGCCGUUGGCAACAUUGAUAUCCAGUCCAGACCCGAGAGAAAGGCUAGAAAGGCAUUGGAAGGACUUGGAUUAAAGAGGGUUCAAGGAAUUCAAAGGGUCACAUUGAGGAGACCUAAGAACGUCCUGUUGGUCGUGGCGAACCCAGAGGUGUACAAGGCUCCUGGAUCCGACACUUAUAUCGUUUACGGCGAAGCCAAACUCGAAGACCCUUCAUCCGCUGCUCAACUCAGUGCUCAAGCUCAACUCGCCGCGUCUUCUCAAGCAGCUCAAAAGGCUCAUCAGCAAGGAGGAUUCAAGGAUGGUGUACCGAAGAGUCUGGAGGAUUUGAUGGCCGAACACGGUGACGAUGACGGACACGAUCACCACGACCACGAUCACUCCCAUGGAGCUGGAGACGGCGAGACGAAAGCUGCCAACUCCGGUACGGCGACUGACGGUGAUUCCGAUGUCAAGAUUGAAGAAGAGGAAGUCAAACUCGUCAUGGCUCAAACGGGAUGCACGGAAGAAAAAGCAAGAGAAGCUUUGAAAGCUGAAAAGGGAGAUCUGAUCAAUGCUAUCAUGCGAGUUGGAACCUAGGAGAGCCGAACCAGUGAUGAGCAGACAUUGGCAGGAGAAGAGGGGGCAGUUUAGAAGUAGCUCUUCCUCUGACUCGUCCAAUGGCACAGGUUUGGAAAAGUCCCAUUCAUGGCUAUGCAUGGUCUCCACGGGAUU
Molecule: messenger RNA, 792 nt
Organism: Kockovaella imperatae
Lineage: Eukaryota; Fungi; Basidiomycota; Tremellomycetes; Tremellales; Cuniculitremaceae
Product: putative gal4 DNA-binding enhancer protein 2
Exons: 4
Coding region: 43-657 (204 amino acids)
Biological process (GO): protein targeting to membrane
Cellular component (GO): cytoplasm; nascent polypeptide-associated complex
Source: RefSeq, a predicted model, not a curated record